GGCCGCCCUGCCGCGCCACGUCUACCCGGCCGUGGACUUCCUGGGGCCCUGCGAGCAGGACGAGCGGAGGAACUCGGCCCCCGAGUCCAUCCUGCUGAUGCCGCCCGCGUGGCCCAAGCAGCUGGUGCCGGCCCUCCCCCUCUGCAGUAUCCCAGUGACUGCAUCCCUCCCUCCACUUGAGUGGCCACUCUCCCACCAGUCGGGCUCCUACGAGCUGCGGAUUGAGGUGCAGCCCAAGCCACAUCACCGGGCCCACUAUGAGACAGAAGGCAGUCGAGGGGCUGUCAAAGCUCCAACAGGUGGCCACCCUGUUGUUCAGCUUCAUGGCUACAUGGAGAACAAGCCCCUCGGGCUUCAGAUCUUCAUCGGGACGGCUGAUGAGCGGAUCCUGAAGCCCCACGCCUUCUACCAGGUGCACCGCAUCACAGGGAAAACCGUCACCACCACCAGCUAUGAGAAGAUUGUGGGCAACACCAAAGUCCUGGAGAUCCCUCUGGAGCCAAAAAACAACAUGCGGGCGACCAUUGAUUGCGCGGGGAUCCUGAAGCUCAGGAAUGCCGACAUCGAGCUGCGCAAAGGCGAGACGGACAUCGGCAGGAAGAACACGCGGGUGCGGCUGGUGUUCCGGGUGCACAUCCCCGAGUCCAGCGGGAGGAUCGUCUCCCUGCAGACCGCGUCCAACCCCAUCGAGUGCUCCCAGCGAUCCGCCCACGAGCUGCCCAUGGUGGAAAGACAGGACAUCGACAGCUGCCUGGUGUACGGGGGCCAGCAGAUGAUCCUCACCGGACAGAACUUCACGGCCGAGUCCAAAGUCGUGUUCACGGAGAAGACCACAGAUGGGCAGCAGAUUUGGGAGAUGGGAGCCACGGUGGAUAAAGACAAGAGCCAGCCCAACAUGCUUUUCGUUGAGAUCCCUGAAUAUCGAAACAAGCACAUCCGCACAUCGGUGAAGGUCAACUUCUACGUCAUCAACGGGAAAAGAAAACGGAGUCAGCCUCAGCACUUUACCUACCACCCAGUCCCGGCCAUCAAGACGGAGCCCACCGACGAGUAUGACCCCACCUUGAUCUGCAGCCCGGCCCACGGGGCCCUGGGGAGCCAGCCUUACUACCCACAGCACCCCAUGGUGGCCGAGUCGCCCUCGUGCCUCGUGGCCACCAUGGCGCCCUGCCAGCAGUUCCGCUCGGGGCUCUCGCCCCCCGACGCCCGCUGCCAGCAGCAGAACCCCGCGGCCGUCCUGUACCAGCGGAGCAAGAGCCUGAGCCCCAGCCUGCUGGGCUACCAGCAGCCGGCCCUCAUGGCCGCCCCGCUGUCCCUGGCGGACGCCCACCGCUCCGUGCUGGUGCAUGCCGGCUCCCAGGGCCAGGGGUCGACCCUGCUGCACUCCUCCCCGGCCAGCCAGCAGGCCUCACCCGUGAUCCACUACUCGCCCACCGGCCAGCAGCUGCGCUGCGGCGGCCCCCAGGAGUUCCAGCACAUCAUGUACUGCGAGAACUUCGCGCCCGGCGCCGCCAGGCCCGGCCCGCCCCCCGCCGGGCAGGGUCAGAGGCUGAGCCCGGGCUCCUACCCCACGGUCAUUCAGCAGCAGAAUGCCACCAGCCAGAGAGCCGCCAAAAACGGACCCCCCGCCAGUGACCAAAAGGAAGUAUUACCCACGGGAGUGACAAUUAAGCAGGAGCAGAACUUGGACCAGACCUACUUGGAUGACGAGCUGAUAGACACACACCUUAGCUGGAUACAAAACAUAUUAUGAAACAGAUUGCCUGUGAUCUUUGAUCCGAGAAAUCAAAGUUAAAGUUAAUGAAAUUAUCAGGAAGGAGUUUUCAGGACCUCCCGCCCGAAAUCAGACGUAGAAGAUGCCAUUAGCAAGACACCUCCCGUAUCUGAGCCCUCGGAGCCUUCCACUGCCUCUCACCUUCUGUUUUCUUUACCCUCCGCCUCCCGGCCCGGAGGCGGCACGCGGGACCGUGUUCGGGCAGAAGGCUGACCCUCGAUUUGGGAGCUCGCCACCUCUCUGUGUAAACACCAGAGGGGACACUCUGCCUUUCGAUUUUUGUCUUAAAUCCCAAAGAGCAUCUCGGUUUGACUUUCAUGGUGUCCUUAAGUGCCUGCUGACCAAAACCACAAUUCUGAGCAAGACCGUGCGCCGUGACGGCCCCCGAACGGAUGGCCCGGAGCCCAGGGCGGGGGCCAGGGUGGGGGCUGGGAGACGUGGGCCGUGUCAUUAAACCCCAGCCCUGCCUUCACUUUUCCAGGUCACAGAUACAGCUCCUGUACCUUUUGAAGGAAAGGAGUUUUCACACAGCAACCAAAGGACCGUGAUCCCAGAGUCUGGCUUGGGGGCUGAAGAAAAACGGAAGCCGGACCGCCCUCCUUAGGGCACACCUGUCCCCGGCCAGGGCUGGGCCCCCGCUCAAGCCUGAGGUUUCCCGUUUUCUCCUUCUGAAGCACAGCUGCCAGGCCCACGACAGGACGGCCUGUUAAAACUCCGCGUUAAGUUAUGACCCGUGUACACGUUUGUUAUUUUUCUUUUCUUCCCUCUGCUCCAAAGAGCCGGCUGGGGCUGGGCCGUCUCUGGGCCAGCAGCUCCUCACCCCUGCAGCGGCCGUCGCACUGGGGCGGGGACCCCAGGCUGCAGCGUUGGCACCCUGCACGCUAAGGGCUUUCUGCUGGUCUCGCUUUCUUCCUAACAGCCAGAGUGCUUUUCCAUAAACUAGUGAAGAAAAACUUCAAGCACGUGCAUUGAAUUUUGAGAAGGAAUCAAAGAACUAAACCAACCAAAAAAAAAGUGAAGGUAUUUUUGUUAAAUUGUGAGGGAGGAGGCGAGGGGCAGUCCUCAGUGUUUCUCGAAGUGGGUUCCCCCCUGACAAGGGUGGCGUUCCCUCUCUGGCCUGGACUCCACGUGGCACUCAAGCUCGGGCUGGGGCCCCAAAGAUCAGUGGUGAUUUUUACCUGAAGCCGUUUCCAAGGGCCCCUGGGUCCCCAAGCCCUGUCUGCAUCAGCCGCCCGCAUCCAGGUCGAAGAGGAUCGGCCUCGUGCCGUCCUCAGCUCGACGGAGCUCCGCCCGGGCUGGUUUCGUGGUGAUCGGCCCCGAGUCCGUGUCUUUACGAGUCUUCCUCCGGUGGCGCAGCUUCUGCAACACGGAAAACGCUGAGCCCUCCGCGGGGCUGGGCUUUCAUCACCCGGACGCACUCCUGUUUGCAGGUGUCAUGGACCGCCCCCCCCCCCCGGGACAAGCCAGGGGUUCCGUUUCCAGCCGUUCAGUUUCUCCCUCAAUAAUCCAAAUAGACCACAGAUGUUCCCGGCGCUCUUCCAAAAGCAGCGCUCCGUGAGUGCUCGGUCAGGUCUGCUAGACCGAAGCCUGGGAAGGGAAUCCUGGCCGGGAAGGGCUCUCCCUGGCGGGUUUACCGGUCCCAGCUCUCCCGUCAAGGUUAGCCAGAAGUUAAACCUUCCCAAUAGCCCUGGCCAGAGCGCAACGCUUGGGGACUGCGGCCUGGCGGGUCCAGUGCUCCGGAGAAUGGACAGAACACCCAGGCUGUGACCUUUUUUUGAUAAUCAAGACCUAGAUUUGUUUUCCCAUCCCCCUACCAACAACUGGGGGGCCUCUCUUCUACCCACCCCAAGCACAAAGUUUAGCAAAAUCCUCUUUUAUGCAAAAUGCCAGUGAGAACUUGACCGUUGCUGCAGAGCUCCUGGGAUGUGAAAUUCUUCCUAAUUCAUGAAAAGGUUCUUUAUACUGGCGGCUUUACGCAAAGCAGCAAUACUGGCCCUCGCUGCGGCGGAGUUGAAGUGUUUGGUGAGUGAUCUGUUCUCACUUGACCAGGAACCAUUCUCCCCCCCCUCUUUUUUUUUUUGGUUGCACAUGAAGGAUGUUGACCUUCCUCAGUUAUCUGAAUGUUUUACACAAGUGCCUUCCUGCUAUUUUAAGCCAAGUCGCUCCGCGCCAUUGUGCCUGGAUGGGACAAGCAAGGCCUAACGCAUUUUCCACCAACCUUCUAGGUGACUGCAAAGGGCCUCCUGCUGGUUCACACUCUUGUACGGAUCUGUGCGCAUACAUGUGUGUACAAUGUACGCACAAGCUUUUUCUGAGACCUCCCAGGCUGGAUAUUAGAGGAAGCCCUUUCAUAAACAACUCUACCAAAUAGCGAAGGAAAGAGAAACAAAAAGCAUUCGUUUUGAGACAGAAACAGGCGAGAGAAUGUGUAUUAGGAACCGACAGCAAGCAAGAAAGUUUGGUCAGUAACCGAUGCCAGGAGGACGCUUUGCCAAGAGGAAUUGCUCACGAAAUCGUUUCAGUCUGGGAAGAGGCAAUAAGAUCCUCUAGGAGAAGGAGAAGAGAAGAAAGUCUAAGUGGGAAGAUGUGUGUGUUGCAGGCGUGAGAAGGAUCUCAGGUGGAGGUUUGCACUUGCUACAUCCAAGGUAAUGUAAAUAUGUAGCACUGCCUACAGGAAUCUGCCGUGUUGCUGAAUGUAGUAUACUUCCGAAGUCUGCAAGUCUUCCUGUAUUGGACAAAAAUACUGCUGCUUGAUAAUAUAUAAUAGCAAUCCAAAUUAGUAGGUUAUUAAAUUUUAUUUUCUUAUCUGUAUUUUUAUGCUUUUUAUCUGUCCCGAAAAUAUCACACACCCCUGUUGGAAUUAGAAAAUAUUUAUACAUGGUUGAAGUCUUUUUCAGGUGUCUCUUUUUACAUAUGUUGAGGAUUCCUCCCUAGACCCACCCCAAGAGAAAUGAUGUAUUCUUGAAAACUUGUGAAUCUUGCCAGCAAAAAACACAAAACAACAACAAAAGCCCCACAGAACUACCCACCUCAGAGCCCCUCGGUUACCUGAGUCUUAGAAGAAAGCAUCUUUGGAGGAAGAAGGGGGAUGGCUCUGUGGAAGAAGGAACCGUCUGUUUGUUGCCGGAAAGGGCGCGGACUUCACCGCUGAGCCUUUGUCUGGUCAUGGAGGAGAACGGUCUUGGAAGGUGUUUAGAUCCCCCCAAAAGAAGGGGUCGAGUAGGUCACUGUGCUUUAAAAACAAAACCGCCUGUGUUGUAACGGGGAUUCUGGAAGACUCCACAAAGUUCACAGAACCCUGGGUGCAGGCUCCUGUUUACAGAGUGGACCAGAUCCCGCUAGGUAACCCCUGUCGCAUGAUCCAAAGGACAUGCAGAGUUCGAGCGUCAACACACCCUAGACGAGUUGGGUUGGUUCCUUCGGAAAACUGGAAAGCACUGAUGUGGCCUUUCUCAUUUACCACCAGUAGCCAAGACAUCGGUCUCAGGAAGUCAGUCUUGGCCGGUGUGCAAGCGGCCACAUUUAGGCCGAUUGGAAGCUUUGUGUGUUCUGGUGAUUGCUCCAGACUCUAGGGAGGCUGACUGUGUGUGUUUUCAUAUCAAAAAAAAAAAAAACCAAAAAACAAAAAAAACCAAAACACUUUCCAAGUGCUUUCUGUUGUUUGCAAUUGAAAGACUGUCAGAGGUCCCCCUGACCAUUUUGUUCACGUUUACAGGAGGCAUGGGGGUUGGGACAUUCCUGACAAGCUCCCGCAGCCAUUUUUUUUUUUUUUUUUGGAGGGAUGACCCUUUAGCAACUACCCAACACACCCUUAACCUCCAGUCUCCCCAGCCUGGGGCUUAGGCAUUAAACCUCAUGGAGCCAAACGAGCCAAUGCAAGCAUUUUCCAGCAUUCCAGCUAAAUGUUUAAGAAGUAUCACAAAGAAGCGUGGUUGCAAAUAUCAGUUUCCCUCCGCUGUCAGCCAACCUCACCAUCUUAACUCGGUUUGUUUAACAACAAACGUUUCUCUGAUUGGUGAGCUGGAGGUGAUCCCUAAGCAAAGCCCCUCUGGAAAGGGGGUGGGAGGUGGGGUGCUGGAGAACACACUCCACACCGGCCUUUAGUGGCUGUUCGCAGCCCAGACGCCCGCCCUGUCCAGGGCCGAUCCCGCUGGAAGCAAAGGCUUGUGUGCGGUUUCCAUGAGAGCAGGUCGUCCGGCACCGCAGCCGGGUCGAGCAUCACCCCCAACACCUGUCAGAGAACCUCCCUCACCCCCGGCCUCUGCAGCCCUCCGAGGGGAGGAAACGUUGACCAUACCGUCCUCAGCGCUCCAAGAAACAGAAUCCUCUCCAACAGGGUGGUGCCGGAAGGCUUAGUUUUCAAAAUCUUGACUGUUAAAGAAGUUUGAAUACAUCACAUUCCUAUGCAGAACAUUUUUAAUCUCCAGUUUCAUGUAGUUUAUUUUUGCUAUAUGUAAAGUAUUUUUAUACGGCUUAUAUCGUGAUAGUUUAGCAAUAAAACAGUUGAAAGCAA
Suricata suricatta (meerkat) is the source of this 6287-nucleotide messenger RNA. It is a transcript of the gene NFATC2, whose product is annotated as nuclear factor of activated T cells 2. The record is from RefSeq and is a predicted model, not a curated record. The transcript is spliced from 10 exons. Gene Ontology annotation, molecular function: RNA polymerase II cis-regulatory region sequence-specific DNA binding; DNA-binding transcription factor activity, RNA polymerase II-specific; transcription factor binding. Gene Ontology annotation, cellular component: transcription regulator complex. NCBI's taxonomy places the organism in Eukaryota, Metazoa, Chordata, Mammalia, Carnivora, Herpestidae. Gene Ontology annotation, biological process: regulation of transcription by RNA polymerase II; calcineurin-NFAT signaling cascade; cytokine production. The coding region runs from base 98 to 1753 and encodes 551 amino acids.